AUGAAACACGACUCGCCGGAGGAACCAAUGGAGCACUUUGCGACGAUUUCCACCGAUACUAUGAAGUUCACCAACACCGUUGCCGCGCUGGCCACGGCUGGCCUUGCGACCGCCCACGGCCAUGGACACGCUCACCACCACAAGCGUGCUGCUGAGACCGAAACAGUAUCGGUCCCCGGCCCCGUUGUGUACGAUUUCGUCGUGAUGGAUCCCUCCAAGUCCGGUUCCCCUGAGGCCAUCAGCGUCGACGAUGCUUGCAAGGGCCUCGCUGAGCAUAAGUUCGAGUGGCUCGACAGUGCUGUCGCCGCCGCCUGCCCUUCCUCUACCAGCUCCACCAGCACCCCUACUCCUACUUCGACUUCCACGUCGACCCCAACCCCGACUUCCACCAUUGCUCCCGCCAUCCUCCAGGAGACUGCUGCGGCUAUCACCCCCGCCAGCUCCACUAGCACUGCGGAGCCCUCCUCCACUACCUCCAGCUCCGUCUCGACUGCCGCUGCUAAGAGCGUUUCCAAGAGCUCCUCCACCAGCUCUGGUGCCACCGGUCUCACCGCUGACUUCCCCGAUGGAGAGAUUGACUGCGGUGAUUUCCCCUCAGCCUACGGUGCUGUCGCCCUCGACUACCUGGGUCUCGGUGGUUACUCUGGUAUCCAGUACAUCACUCUUAUGGAUGAUCUCGUCAGCGACAUCGUGACCGCCGUCACUGGCGAUGAGUGCCACAGUGGUGCCAUGUGCUCUUACGCUUGCCCCCCUGGUUACCAGAAGUCCCAGUGGCCCUCUACCCAAGGAGCCACCGGUCAGUCUGUUGGUGGUCUUGAGUGCAAGAACAGCAAGCUCUACCUCACCAACCCCAGCCACAAGCAGCUCUGCAUUGCUGGCGUUGGCGGUGUCCACGUCAAGAAUCAAAUGUCCACCGACGUCGCCGUUUGCCGUACUGACUACCCCGGUACCGAAUCCGAGACUGUUCCUCUCGCCGCCUCCUCCGGCAACACUCACCCCCUGACCUGCCCCGACGGUGACUCUUACUUCAACUGGCAGGGCAAGGCCACCUCUGCCCAGUACUACGUCAACCCCAAGGGUGUGUCAACUGAGAAGGGUUGCCAGUGGGGUGAUGGCUCCGAGCCCAUCGGUAACUGGGCUCCCAUCAACUUGGGUGUCGGCUACACCAGCUCCGGAAAGUUCCUGUCCAUCUUCCCCAACACCCCGACCACUACCAAGAAACUCGACUUCAACGUUAAGCUUGUCGGUGACAACCUCAGCGAUGAGUGCCGCUACGAGGAUGGUACCUUCUAUGACUCCAAGGGUGCCAUUAGUGGCAACAGCGGUUGCACUGUCGGCGUCACCUCUGGCAACGCCUACUACGUCUUCUACGAUUAA
Messenger RNA from Penicillium soppii, 1377 nucleotides. It is a transcript of the gene sun1, whose product is annotated as SUN family protein UTH1. Bases 1 to 1377 code for a protein of 458 amino acids. Gene Ontology annotation, biological process: fungal-type cell wall organization. The transcript has 3 exons. The record is from RefSeq and is a predicted model, not a curated record. Gene Ontology annotation, cellular component: cell surface; fungal-type cell wall. Lineage: Eukaryota; Fungi; Ascomycota; Eurotiomycetes; Eurotiales; Aspergillaceae.